Molecule: messenger RNA, 1380 nt
Organism: Brenthis ino (lesser marbled fritillary)
Lineage: Eukaryota; Metazoa; Arthropoda; Insecta; Lepidoptera; Nymphalidae
Source: the annotation of a GenBank genome assembly
AUGCGAUUGAUAUUUCCAAAUUCCAAUCAAUCAGUUGCAUCUAUUGGAAAAUCGUUGGGUGUUCGACGUCUUUAUGUGGAUAUUUUGCUCAAACUUUUCGAGUAUGGCAGACAGCACAUCGAAGUUGCGAAGAAGCUGCAAAGGAGCGACAGUUCUGAUGAAGAAGAAACACCAACUCCUGAAGACAGGCCACCUUCCGCCCUUAUCAAAGAGAAUGGCACGAAUGGUACUAAAACAAGUGUAAUAGAACGGCAGGAGAUCUUAGGACCGUCACCAGAACUGAACUAUAAAAGGAGUUCCAGUCAGGAAAGAGUCCAAAACGGACAUCACACUGACCACGGGAAGGUUGAGACAAACCUGGAGUUCCACCUCCACCACUGUAUGGACCUGGUGAGGGCUGGAAUGGAGUCGAUCAUCGAAGACCAGGUCACGUCAGUCUUCGAAGCUGAGGAGUUGAGGAGUUGGAACCUCCUCACCAGAACUAAUAGGCAAUACGAGUUUCUGACGUGGCGUCUAACAAUCAUAUGGGCGAUGGGUUUCGUUGUGAGAUAUUUUUUCUUACUCCCUCUGAGAGUGCUCAUAUUUGUUAUUGGCGUCUGGUGGCUAAUCGUUUGUACUGCGUGCGUGGGAACGUUACCGGAUGGUCGCUUCAAGCAGCGGGUGAACAACGCGUUAUCACUUAUGGUAUUCAAUUUCCUAUCACGGUGUAUAUCGGCCGUGAUAACGUAUCACAAUAGUGAUGAUAAGCCCCGCAGUGGGAUUUGUGUCGCCAAUCACACCAGCCCCAUAGACGUGUUGGUGCUAAUGUGUGAUAGCUGUUAUUCAUUGAUCGGUCAAAGACAUGGAGGGUUCCUAGGGCUCCUACAAAGAGCAUUGGCUCGGGCUUCGCCCCACAUUUGGUUUGAGAGGUCUGAAGUGAAGGACAGACAUGCAGUCGCCAGAAGACUAAAAGAACAUAUCUCAGUGAAAGAUAACCCGCCGAUUCUAAUCUUUCCUGAAGGCACGUGUAUAAACAACACAUCUGUGAUGCAGUUCAAGAAGGGCAGCUUCGAAGUUGGGGGCACUAUCUACCCGGUCGCUAUCAAAUACGAUCCGCGUUUCGGAGAUGCAUUCUGGAACAGCUCUCGUUACGGGAUGCUGCAUUAUCUCCUCAACAUGAUGACAUCGUGGGCGAUUGUCUGCGAUGUGUGGUACUUGCCCGCCAUGCACCGAGAGCCUGAUGAGAAUGCAGUGGAUUUUGCGAAUAGAGUGAAAGCGGUGAUUGCGAGGCGCGGGGGCUUAGUUGAUUUGAUGUGGGAUGGACAACUAAAACGUAUGAAGGCAAAGAAGGAGUGGAGGGAGUUACAACAGGAAGAGUUUAGUAAAAGGUUAAAAGGUGAA